AUGUCCGAAUCCUACGAACGCGAACGCCAAAACAAUGCCCGCCUCGACGAGCUCUCCGCCAAAGUCUCCGCCCUCCGCGGCGUAACAAUCGACAUCUAUGACCACGCCCGCAACCAUGAGCUCAUCGACUCCAGCACCGAAACCUUCUCCUCAAUGGGCACCCAACUCAAGGGCUCAGCCGGCAGACUAGGCCGCAUGGCCGCCAGCGGGAACAAAGUCGCCAUUCUCAAACUGUCAGGGAUAUUGAUCGGCGCGUUUCUGGUGCUGUAUUACCUCUGGAGGUUGAUGUUCUGA
Messenger RNA from Podospora anserina S mat+, 294 nucleotides. RefSeq lists its product as uncharacterized. The record is from RefSeq and is a predicted model, not a curated record. The transcript is spliced from 2 exons. The coding region runs from base 1 to 294 and encodes 97 amino acids. Gene Ontology annotation, biological process: intra-Golgi vesicle-mediated transport. Lineage: Eukaryota; Fungi; Ascomycota; Sordariomycetes; Sordariales; Podosporaceae.